Molecule: messenger RNA, 674 nt
Organism: Triticum dicoccoides
Lineage: Eukaryota; Viridiplantae; Streptophyta; Magnoliopsida; Poales; Poaceae
Exons: 3
Coding region: 13-366 (117 amino acids)
Cellular component (GO): mitochondrion
Source: RefSeq, a predicted model, not a curated record
CCACGGCCGACGAUGUCUUCCACCCCCGCCCCCGCCCCCGACUCCGACCACUGCGACGCCGGAAGCAUCAUGGCCGACGUCCUCUCCAAGGGCCGCGAAUCCUGCUACAAGGCCCGGGACGCCUUCUACGCGUGCGUGGAGAAGCACGCGGACAAGAAGCCCACCGAGAUCGCCACCAUGGGGCUCCUCUUCCCCGCCGACUGCAAGAAGUCCCGCGCCCAGUACGUCAGCAGCUGCCGCCCCUCCUGGGUGAGGCACUUCGACCGGCAGCACUGCGCCAAGAAGCGCGUGCAGAGGCUGCUCGACGGCGACGACGACGGCCGGGGUCCCAUGUCGCUGCCCCAGCCCUACACGUUCAAGCAAUAAGUGGCGCUGACGAUGGGCCUGUCCUUUGUACGAACCAAGUCUGGCCGAGAUGGUAUUGGUUUAUUGUUCUCUACUAGUCAGUACUGUCGAGAUGGAUGCUUAUCUGCUGCCUAGUAUGUUGAAGAAAUUGUGAAUCUGUGACUUCGUAGCGAUCAUGACCGUUGUUGUAGUGCUCCUGUUAUCCUUUGGUGAGAAUUAUGUUGCAGUACUGUCUGUAGACAUUAGAUGACCUCCUGUUUUCGAUGGAUGAAAGUUGAGAUGUGGAAUAAUAUUGUGGAGGGAGGGUUAUUGCCAAGUGCCAUUUAGAA